Messenger RNA from Radiomyces spectabilis, 471 nucleotides. RefSeq names its product ORMDL family. The record is from RefSeq and is a predicted model, not a curated record. Gene Ontology annotation, cellular component: endoplasmic reticulum membrane. Bases 1 to 471 code for a protein of 156 amino acids. Gene Ontology annotation, biological process: intracellular sphingolipid homeostasis; ceramide metabolic process; negative regulation of ceramide biosynthetic process. The transcript is spliced from 4 exons. Lineage: Eukaryota; Fungi; Mucoromycota; Mucoromycetes; Mucorales; Radiomycetaceae.
AUGACACUGGAUCAGAGUUCCAUGCCAAACUUUAAUUCAUCUUGGGUCAAUUACAAAGGAGCCUGGUUCACCACUUUAUUUGUGGUCGUCGCGUUGAAAGCAUUAUUCACUGUCAUUCCCUUCAUCAGUCCCGAAGCAAGUUGGACAUUGACCAAUCUGACGUUUAACUGCGGCCAUUAUAUUAUGUUUCAUUGGGUUCAGGGUAUUCCGUUCGAGAACAAUCAAGGCGCUUAUGAUGGAUUGACUUUAUGGGAACAAAUCGAUGGUGGAGUCCAAUUCACAGCAACUCGCAAGUUCUUGACUGCGGUGCCGAUCGCUUUGUUCCUUUUGAGCACUCACUACACGCAUUACGACUUUUUCUUAUUCGGUAUCAAUUUUACUGCUUUGUUGGUGGUGCUGGUGGCCAAACUGCCCAUUAUGCAUCGAGUGCGAGUGUUCGGCAUCGGCAAAGUCCCUUACGAAAUAGAUUAA